AUGCAAAGUGUCAGCAUUCUCCCAAUUCACAAAAAGAAUAAGGACCACUCAAACCCUGCUAACUAUAAACCUAUUGCCCUUAUGGACUCAGGACUUAAAAUAGCUACUAAAUUAAUCACCAAAAGAUUGAAGGAAGUGUUAAAGGGAAGAUUAUCAUUAGCUCAAUUUGGUGGUGAAGACGGCAGAAAAACUAUUCACAGAGUCCUUUCAAUUUACAAUAUGAUUGCUUGGGCAAAAAAGGACAAGAAACCUUUUUAUGGUUUGGCUGUUGACAUCAAAAAAGCUUAUGACUCAUUACCGAGAAUUAUGCUUCGUGAUGGACUGCUAUUCUUAGGGAUUGAUGAAAUUACUGCUGAUGGAAUUCUGGAAAUAUUAGGUGAAUCUACGACAAAGUUUGUUAUACCUAAUGGUAAAUCUGAAUGUUUCAAUGUGAAAGAUGGAUUGAAACAAGGCGACACCUUCUCUCCCCUUGCAUUCAAAAUUGCGCUUGAGCCUCUCUUACAAUUUUUAGAAAUAACAUAUAAUGGUGCUAGUGUUGCAAAUUAUUGGAACAUUAGUACAGGCGCAUGGAUUGAUGAUUUGAACUCAUUUUCCAACGAACUACCUGAAAUUGAAAAUUCUUUGCAUGACAUUGAAACCUAUCUUCAUGGCUAUCACAUGGAAUUAGAUCAUUCCAAAACUAACCUCUUCUCUGAUAAGGAAUGUAGUAUCAAGACAUUAUCUGGAAGUACGAUCAAAAGUAAUGAUUCUAUUAUUAUACUUGGUAAUAAUAUUACCAAUAAUACUGAGGAACAAAAGAAAUACACUACUUCAAUUAUUGAAGAAGUUAAAAGAAGAACUAACUCUAUUGGCUGGAAUUUUCCAAUACAGAACAUUGUCAAAAUUAUCAACACAGACAUUGUUCCGUAUGCACUGUACCACCUAAUUCCUCUUGCUAAUGACCAUCUAGAGAAACAAAUUGAUAAAUUCUUUCGCAACUUUAUAUGUGAAAGAUUAAGAACCAAGAGAAAAUUAGCUCUCGAGUGGUUUUAUACUCAUCAAGACAAAGGUGGACUUGGAUUAAUUUCUGUUCAAGAAAUGAGUUACUCGGACCUAAUGUGUAAAGUCAGAAAGUUCCUUGAACAAUAUGAUAUUUGUCUUGGAUCUUCUACAAGAUUCCUUUGUGAACGAAUCAAACAGGAGCAUGGUUUUGACAUCCUCAAUGAUCCAAUCCCUACUUGGUAUAAACCAGACCCAUGGAUUCCUCAAUAUCUCAAGAGAAUAAUUUUCAUGAACAAAUCUUCCAAUAUUAGAUUGUGGCAUUCGAGUGACCAAUGGCAUGAAAAAACUCUCAUCCCUUAUGGAAAAUUCCCUAAAGGUUUAAGACAAUUCCUGCUCUAUAAAGAUUGGAACAGAUUAAGUAUGUGGGUUCCUGACCCUAAAAAUUUACAAGUGAAAUUACAUAAUGACAUCAAACAUUCCAAUCAUGUCACCCAAAUUCGCAACAUUCUCAAUAGCAUGGAUUUUGGAAAAAUCAAAGACGAAAGCAAAUACUACAAAUAUGUUGGUAACAACACAUCCAUGUCAAACCUCUUGAACAAAGCUACACUAAUUGGUACUGACGGAUCGUGUAACAAUAAUAUUGCUGGAUAUGGUAUUGUAACUGAUCAGAAUGUUUCCAUCUCAAGUCACACCUUAGGACAAGGAACUUCCUACAACAGUGAAGUUCAAGCGCUCCACACAGUUGUUAGAUUGCUAGAUAACAACACUCCUAGAACAAUAGUUAUAGAUGCGAAAAGUAUUUAUGACCAACUUUUCCAAUUCAGAAAAUCUAGAGAUCCUUAUGUUGAAGAAAUUCGUAAUUAUUUAAAAGUGAAGGAUCAGAUCAAAAUUAUGCAUGUUAAUAGUCAUACAGGUAAACAAGAUAUCUAUAGCCGCAUAAAUGAAUUAGCAGAUAGGGCUGCUAAGAAAGGUGCUGAUUGUAACAAAAUUCUUACUAAUAUUCCAUCCAAUAAUUGUGAUAUAAGAAAAGAAAUGUUUAGGAAUUUAUAUAAUAUCUCAAUAUAUGCAAAGAAUAACAAGAAGUUCUCCAAACGACUAUUGUACCUCAUCAAGACUAAACAAGAUAUCCAUAGCCUAACAGGUGCUAAAGUUGGAUUGGGUAAGAAAUGGGACAAAGUAUUUACUAAGGAAGCUUAUCGAUCUAUUACUAAAAUGUGGAUGAAACGAAAUCAUUUUUUCAUGGAAGAAUUGAAACUCACCUGGAAUGAAUUUGAACAACAAUACGAUUUUAAUCCCAAUUUCAUUGAUUUGAACAAGUUUAAACUAUACAUGAAAUACCCACGACCAUGA
Messenger RNA from Naegleria fowleri, 2331 nucleotides. RefSeq lists its product as uncharacterized. The transcript is spliced from 2 exons. The record is from RefSeq and is a predicted model, not a curated record. Gene Ontology annotation, molecular function: RNA-DNA hybrid ribonuclease activity; nucleic acid binding. Bases 1 to 2331 code for a protein of 776 amino acids. Lineage: Eukaryota; Heterolobosea; Eutetramitea; Acrasida; Naegleriidae.